AUGAGUAUCGACCGCCCACAUCACCUCGUCCUCAAGAGCUCAAUCCCCUUCCUCCUCAACGACAAUCGGCAGCAGAGCCCCUACGAGCUCUACCUCCCCGCACCUCCUCGUCGUCAAUGGUCCGCGCCCACAGAGGUCAUUCACAUCCAGAUUGACGACGUCGAUGAGGUUCACCCCGCCGGCCAGACCUCCUGGUUGGAUGACAUCAAGAGCCGCGAGAGCGACAACGAAGACGAUGAGGAAUCCGGCUACAUGUACGAGAGCGAUGUCGCCCAGCCGCCCAACCUUCCCCCCAUCUCCUCAAUCCUGUUCACCCCCGAUCCGUCGGUUGGUGGCUCUCCGAGGUCCUCGCCCAUGUGCUCGCCCAGGGCAACCGCCGCUACUUCUUCAUCCACCACCGGCGUGCCUCUGUUCGGGAGCGUAACUUCCUCUGAGUCGUCCAGCUCCUCAUCCCCCCUGAGCUGGCUCAACGGACCGGUCGAGGACGCCUUCUCGUCGCCCAGGUGGACCAGCACGACCACCUUCUCACCCAGGGCAACAACAGGAGGAGCUCAACAGUAUGCUCACAGCCCCAGAGACCCGGCCGUCGCUACCACCCCACGAUCGGAGCAGCUGCCGGAGUCCAGCGGCUAUGUCUUCCACUCGUCACCUCACUCACAGGCCACCGGGGGCACCACCCAUCAACAGCAGGCCUGGGCCAGCUGGACGCAGAACGGUGCGAGCGGCUCCUUCCGAACUCAGCCGACGUCGGGCACGACGGUCUACUACCCUCUGGCCCCGCUGGCGUCGGCACCGAUCACCCGCAACUCCUCCUCUGGCGACGCUGCGGCCAGCCCCAGCCCGCGGGGCAGCCGUAACACGUCGCCCGCGGCCAUGCUCAGCUCGUUCCGCCAGGGAGCCAUCUCGCGCUCGGCUCCGUCCCUGAUGCCAGGCCAGCAGCCCCCCAACCCGAACAACCACCAUCAGAACAUGCACGCGAACAUGGGCAAAGCCAGCACCAACAGCAACGGAAGCUGGACCAACUCCUCUCCCAGAGGCCUAGCCUCGCUCAGGCAGGGCGCCACUUCGGUCUCGUCGCCGUCGCUCCUGUCAUCGGUGGGCGGCACCCAGUCGGCCUCGGCCUCGCCCGCGUUCCCAUCAUCACUCCACAAGCUCGACAAGCUCCACCGGCAGUGGGUCAUGACCGAGUCCAGGACUCCAACCAACCACUCGACGGCGCUAAUGAUGCAGUCCUCGCCACACUCGUCGCCCAACCCAGAUGCGCCCCACGCGGACCCGCUAGGCAAGAGGAAGCGCGGGCGAGGCAGCCCGGGAGCCAGCGCCGGUGGCGACUUCACGUUCCUCCACCUGCAGGUGGGCAACGACGGGCGGCUCACCAUGGUCAAGGAGCUCAAUUGA
This is a messenger RNA of Acanthamoeba castellanii str. Neff, 1398 nucleotides long. RefSeq lists its product as uncharacterized. Bases 1 to 1398 code for a protein of 465 amino acids. NCBI's taxonomy places the organism in Eukaryota, Discosea, Longamoebia, Acanthamoebidae. The record is from RefSeq and is a predicted model, not a curated record. The transcript is spliced from 2 exons.